UGGCAGUCGAAACUCUUCUUGGAGCCGCUCUACAACAUGAAGGUCAUCUACGUUGCGAUCACCCUGAUCGCCACCUGUGUCUUACUGAUCAUCAUCAUCAGCGUGCUGCAGUACCUGGAAAUGCGCGCCGACCGACAGGAGCAGUUGCAGGAAUCCCAGCGGUUCCAUUUUGAUGCCAUGUGA
Dibothriocephalus latus is the source of this 183-nucleotide messenger RNA. The record is from the annotation of a GenBank genome assembly. NCBI's taxonomy places the organism in Eukaryota, Metazoa, Platyhelminthes, Cestoda, Diphyllobothriidea, Diphyllobothriidae.